UAGCGUCUACACUGCCGGAAAGAUAUAAGAAGAAGAACACUGGACACAUCUCCGCUAUCCUCACUCGUAUUCAUGCAAAACUGACCGGUUUACCAUCCCUACAUCAUCCUCUGACACCAGGAAUGAAGACUUGGGAGUUUAAGUUAACACACGAGUAGUAUGCUGGACGUGGGAAAGUGGCCGGUGUUCGCCCUCUUGCCCCCUGAAGAACUGCGGCUCAUCCGUCAAGCCUGUGUGUUCGGUACUGCUGCAAAUGAGGCUAUCUACGUUACCGUCAGUGAUGAGGUAUUUGCACUGGGGACGAACUGCAGUGGCUGCCUGGGGCUUGGGGACAUGCAGAGCACCAUUGAACCCAGACGAAUAGACAUCUUGUGUGGGAAGAAAAUUGUGUCUUUGAGCUAUGGCACAGGGCCACAUGUAGUCAUCGCCACGGCAGAUGGAGAAGUAUAUUCCUGGGGUCACAAUGGCUACAGUCAGCUGGGUAAUGGCACCACUAACCACGGCCUUAUUCCUGCCUUGGUUUCCACCAACCUCAUCAGCAAGAGGGUGACAGAGGUGGCCUGCGGCUCUCACCACACCAUAGCCCUCACCACAGAGGGAGAGGUGUAUGCUUGGGGAUACAACAACUCUGGGCAGGUGGGCUCUGGAUCCACGGCUAACCAGCCCACCCCACGCAGGGUCAGCAGCUGCCUGCAGAAUAAGGUGGUGGUCAACAUCGCCUGUGGACAGCUCUGCUCUAUGGCCGUCCUGGACAAUGGAGAGACAUACGGCUGGGGUUAUAACUGCAAUGGGCAGCUUGGUUUGGGAAACAAUGGCAAUCAGCAAACCCCCUGCCGGAUCGCCGCCUUACAGGGAACCAACAUCGUACAGGUGGCAUGUGGAUAUGCACACACACUGGCUCUUACAGAUGAAGGAUUUAUUUACUCUUGGGGUGCAAACUCAUAUGGGCAGCUGGGUACUGGCAACAAAAGCAACCAGGCUGUACCCACCCUCAUCAAUAUGGACAAGGAGAGAAUGGUGGAGGUUGCUGCAUGUCACACCAGUCACACAUCAGUGGCGAAAACACAGAGUGGUCAGGUGCUGAUGUGGGGUCAGUGUCGGGGUCAGGCUGUGGCCUACCCUCAUCUCACACACUUCACCAGCACUGAUGAUGUUUUUGCCUGCUUUGCCACACCAGCAGUCACCUGGCAUCUCUUGUCCGUGGAUGGAGAUGACUACCUGACUGUUGCCCAGUCGCUAAAGCGAGAGUUCGACAGCCCAGAAAUCUCUGACUUAAAGUUCCUGGUUGAUGGGAAGAGUAUUCACGUGCACAAAGCCCUUCUUAAAAUCAGGUGUGAGCAUUUCCGAGCAUUGCUGAACGAGAAUGAUGAAGAGACCAUAGAGAUUCAUCAGUUCUCUUUUCUGGUUUAUCGCGCAUUUUUGGAGUACCUGUACACUGAUACCAUCAACCUCCCACCUGAGGAUGCCGUUGGUCUUCUGGAUUUGUCCACAUACUACCGUGAGAGCCGUCUGAAAAGACUUUGCCAGGAGACCAUCAAGAGAGGCAUCACAGAGGAGAAUGCUAUAACACUCCUUUCAGCUGCUGUCAAGUAUGAAGCACGGGAUUUGGAAGAGUUCUGUUUCAAGUUUUGCGUUAACCACCUGACAGCUGUCACCCAGACACAGGCCUUCGCUGACAUGGACCACGAUCUGCUGAAGAACUUCAUCAGCAAAGCCAGCCGCUACGGGGCCUUCAAGAACUAACAGAAAGAUAUAGUCAAAGGAGGUAUACUGGUUUGGCUCUGCAACAUCAAGGCAAGUUAUCCCAAAUACCUCAGAUGUGGAGUUAGAGGAGCCAAAUUCUUGUGGUUCGAGUGUAAAGAAGUGGGAAAGGCCCUGGUUGCCCGGGUGCACUGGUUGUCUUCUGGGUCCCAGUGCCUUUAAAUUACAUGGCCACCUGAAGCCGUAUUUAAGCAGAAGAAUUCAAGACUGGAAUCAAAGGGACCAGACAAGUCUGAAAAGAUUGUAUUGAAAUAGCUAAACAAAAAGAAAGACUUCUGAGGUGCUUUAUGAGCAAGGGAUUCAUCUAUGCAUAAGCAAAAGGGAAGACCAUCUCAUGUAAGAGAUGGUUGAUGGAGAAAGAGUUGCUUUUCUGUUACUGAACUAUUGUAUUUGGUCAAGACCAUAUUAAUUUGCAAUAUAUUUCCAGUCUUUAAAUAUACAACAGAUUGGAAAAACAGCCAAACAGGUGAUCCAUCUCAAAUACAUCCAUUAUUACCCAUUUGGGGCAGUCGUGGCCUAACGGUUAGUGUGUUGGACUUGCAAUCCAAGGGUUGCAAGUUCGAGUCUCGGGCUGGCAGGAAUUGUAGGUGGGGGGAGUGAAUGUACAGCCCUCUCUCCACCUUCAAUACAACGACUGAGGUGCCCUUGAGCAAGGCACCGAACACCCAACUGUUCCCCGGGCGCCGCAGCAUAAAUGGCUGCCCACUGCUCCGGGUGUGUGUUCAUGGUGUGUGUGUGCACUUUGGAUAGGUUAAAUGCAGAGCAUGAAUUCUGACUAUGGGUCACAGUUGGGGGUUCAAUGCCUUGCUCAAGGGCACCCAAGAACAAACUGAGACAGACUAAUUCCAGAAGAACUGUGGCAAUGUCUCCCAAGAUGCUUCAAGUGUUUCUUCAGUGCUUUUGUUCCUGCGGACCGUGUGGUUAAGAAAUGGUGCCGUCUGGUGGCGUUGAUGCAAAAUUAAUCAUGUACCCAUAUUGUGUCAUUAUUGAUAUCUUUCCAUUGACACUGAACACUUUCUAUUACUCAGUUAAUCCAGGUUCCAGACAGAAUUUUUUUUUAAUCACUUAUUAUAACAUCUGCCAAACAACCUAAUCUUGAAAUAGCACUUGAAACGAUAUAUAUACAUACAUAAAUAUAAAUUCAGGUGUUAAACAAAAUACCUGACAUCAGAGACAGCUUUCACUCUCUCUCACAAAGUCACAACGUCUUCUCAAUGGUCAGUUAUUAUAAUCUACAGUCUGUUCAUACUUGUUUACACAGUCAGGGUUUUCUGUUCUGUGGUAGAUAUUUCUACGUGAUUUUCUACUUUAGGAACCCCAUAAAUGAGGGUCAGGAGUGGUAACCCUGCCUGAUUGCCAAGAAAGGGUGUGUUAAAUGUCCCCAAGUGGUCAUGUUAUAAAUGGGGACUUCCAAAAUGUAACAUUUUAAUAAUCUGUUUUAAGAUGAUACUUCUUGUUUUCCAAGCAAAUGUCAUACUGCACUUUUUGAAUAUUUGAAUAAAUGUCCUGUAUUUUAAA
Carassius gibelio (silver crucian carp) is the source of this 3279-nucleotide messenger RNA. RefSeq names its product RCC1 and BTB domain-containing protein 2. NCBI's taxonomy places the organism in Eukaryota, Metazoa, Chordata, Actinopteri, Cypriniformes, Cyprinidae. The coding region runs from base 160 to 1743 and encodes 527 amino acids. Gene Ontology annotation, molecular function: protein binding. The transcript has 12 exons. The record is from RefSeq and is a predicted model, not a curated record.